Molecule: messenger RNA, 1496 nt
Organism: Spinacia oleracea (spinach)
Lineage: Eukaryota; Viridiplantae; Streptophyta; Magnoliopsida; Caryophyllales; Amaranthaceae
Exons: 8
Coding region: 234-1091 (285 amino acids)
Biological process (GO): rRNA base methylation
Cellular component (GO): nucleus; small-subunit processome
Molecular function (GO): rRNA binding; rRNA (pseudouridine) methyltransferase activity
Source: RefSeq, a predicted model, not a curated record
CAAAACCAAUUAAAGAAUAAACCCUUAAGAGCUCCGCCUAAUUUUUCUUUCCCAUGUUCUCCAUCUUCCUUACUUCUUGAUCAAACUCCAAAGCACAUUCUGCUCUGCAUAGACUGCAUAUCAUUCCUUCUCUUGGAACCCUAACCAAUCUCCUCCAACAAUUCAAUUGUCACCACCUCCAGCCGGCGGUUCUUCCUCCAACGACCUCUCCGUUCCUGUUGCUGUAUUCUCGGAUGGGUAAAAUCAAACGAAAGGCGAAAUCUUUGCAGUCCUGCUCAAAAAAGAAGAAGUUAAAUAGGGAUGGGUCAGUAGCUAAAGGAGACGAGGAAGAUCUUGGUGAAAAGGAGUUGAAUUCAGUACAGAAUUUUAGUCAUCUGAACGUGGAUGAAGUGAAAAAUGGAGAUGAUGAGGUUAAUCUAUGCGGCAUUCCAUUGUCCCUUACUUGUAAGGAUGCAGGAGCAGGAGCAGGCGUGACAUUUGUUCUUGAGAAAGCUUCGUUGACCCUUGCCAACAUUGGAAAAAGGUACCAAAUACUGAAUUCAAAUGAGCAUGCUGGUUAUUUACGAAAGAAGAAAAUGGAUCCUUACAAAUACAGGCCUGACAUAGUCCACGAGGCGCUCAAUGAUAUUAUGAAUUCCAGACUUAGUAAGGGUGGUAGGCUGAAAGCAGUGUACAUCCGGACAGAGGAUGGAGUUCUGAUCAAAGUAGAACCAUAUGCUAAGAUACCAUCGGACUUAGAAAGUUUCUGCAGUAUGAUGGCCGAAUUACUGCAAACACUCAGUAUCAAAGCUAAGGGUAACCGCAAAAAGCUUCUGCGAGUAGUGGCCAACCCUGUAACCAAGUAUUUACCUCCCUCGUCGCCUAAGAUAGGUCUUUCAUUUAGCUCAGAGAAGGCUGUUGAGCUACGAGAGCAUGUCAGUGGAAUCAAUAGGGAUGAAGAUGUUGUCUUUGUGGUUGGUGUGAUGGCUCAUGGUAAAAUUGAAUGUGAUUACAUUGAGGACCUUGUAUCAGUUUCCCCCUUUCACUUAAGUGCCGCAAUGUGUUUGAGAAUUAUAUUAAUUGCAAUGGAGAGGAAAUGGAGCAUAUUGUGAAGUUGAAGUUGAAGUUGCACUCCUAAUGUAUUUAGACGGGGAUAAGUAUUAACGGAAAUUCUUCAUCUGUUGAUCUCUAAUUUGAACUCUGGUACCGUGCUAUAAUUUUCGUAGGAAGUGAUUUAUUAUGUUACAGAAUUAAUCUAUGGUAAAUUAUGCUAUUAAACACACUAAGUUAUCGCUUGCGGAUCUCGGAGAUGCUGAAGCAACAUUGCUAGCCAAAGCAUGACAAAUUUAACUGCAGUCAGAUGUUAAUCAAAUAGUUUUUUUUUUUUUUUUUUUAAUGUAAUUUUUAUCUGUUUUAGCAUAUGAGGUAAAAUUUAGCAACAACUUUUUGUCUACUAAAAAGGCUAAGCCUUCAACUACGUUAUUAUUGCCUAAUGAUAUUACUUUUAGGGUGUUAUA